This is a messenger RNA of Lachnellula hyalina, 912 nucleotides long. It is a transcript of the gene efg1, whose product is annotated as rRNA-processing protein. The coding region runs from base 1 to 912 and encodes 303 amino acids. The record is from RefSeq and is a predicted model, not a curated record. NCBI's taxonomy places the organism in Eukaryota, Fungi, Ascomycota, Leotiomycetes, Helotiales, Lachnaceae. The transcript has 2 exons. Gene Ontology annotation, biological process: maturation of SSU-rRNA from tricistronic rRNA transcript (SSU-rRNA, 5.8S rRNA, LSU-rRNA). Gene Ontology annotation, cellular component: preribosome, small subunit precursor; nucleolus.
AUGGCUGGGAAGAGGAAAUUCGACGACUCCGAUGCUCGUGAAGCCGUUCACGAGUCUCGACAAAUCCAAGUCUACGGCAGCGAUCCAAAACCCACCCCCGCAAAGAAGCCCCGCCGACAGGAGCCAAAGGAGUACAAGAAACAGAUGCACGCGUCAAGCGUCAAUGAUAUCAAGAAGCGCAUACGUAAUGUCACAAGAAGGAUGGAGCGUGUGGAGGACCUCCCAGCAAACGUGCGGGCAGAGGAUGAACGUGCUCUCGCUGCGUACCAGCAAGAACUAGCUGCAGCGGAGGCGGAGAAAUUAAGGCAGAAGAUGAUUAAGAAAUAUCAUAUGGUCCGGUUCUUUGAGCGCCAAAAGGCUACCAGGCAACUCAAGAGGCUCCGGAAGCUUUUGCUAGCAACCGAAUCGAUAGAGGAAGUCGAGACAUUGAAGGCCCAGAUGCAUAUUGCCGAGGUCGAUCUUAAUUACACACAAUAUUCCCCUCUCUGCGAAACAUAUAUUAGUCUCUACCCUCCGCAGAAGAACUCGUCAGAAGACUCAGCAGAUGCGCCUAAAGCAGACGAUUCGCAACCGAAACCACCCAUGUGGUCAGAGGUGGAGAAGUGCAUGGGAGAGGGAACUCUCAACAAACUUAGGAACAGGGUUGGGGCUGUUCCUGCUAUAAAAUCGAAGCCAUCGCAGCAGAUGAAACCUGGAAAGUCAAAAUCACAGCCUGCCCCUCUACCAGAUACAUCGGGACUGAAUAGGAGGCAGAGGAGGAGCCAACAACGGGUUCAAGAGGGGGACAAAAAGGGCAAGAACAAAUCCAUGGGCUUUGAGAAGAAUGCUAUUUUUGGGGCGUCUCAAACCGUAGGGAGAAAGGAAGUUCCGGAAAAUGACGAUGACAGUGAUGGCGGGUUCUUCGAAGCAUAG